AUGUCAACCAACGAUUUGCAAGCUCUCUUUGCCCACCUGAGACCCAAGAAUCGCGAGUCAUCAACACCUUCUCACACCUCCAACACUACUCAUCGAUCUAACUCAAACGGAAAUCCGCCUCAGCUGUCUGGUUCCUCACCACUGCCUUCGAGCCCUCCACCGUUUGCCUCUGUAUCAUCCUACAACCCGGUGGCUUCCCAGCCGGCUAGCGGCUCCUCCGCAUCUGCUCAGUCUCUGCUGAAUUUGCUGAACUUCGUGCCGGCCACCACCACGUCUACAGAUCCUGGCGCCGCAGCCUGUCCUCCUGCAAAUGCCCAAGAGCAAGGACAAAACGAUAUUGGAGAGGGAUCUACUCCCGCUGAGGUCACUAAACAAGCUUCGGGAAUGUCUGGGCCAGAGCUACUGGCAAAGCUUCUGAACCCUCCACCUGCUGGAGUACUGGAUAAUACAAGCUCUCCGUUCCACUUGGAGGACCAAGGCGGAGGCGGAGGGGGGGAAAGAACAACGUCCACUACUAGUCGGGAUCCGUCCCAAGAUGCAUUACUCAAGCUCCUCAGCAAGGCCCAUCCGACAAACUCUCCAAAUGGACGAACACCUUCCGUGGAGAGAUUACGACCACAACCAUCCGAUGGCGAUACGGAACGACCAGCCCAAACAGAGCCGCCAUUUCACCUAUUUGGCCCCGAUGCAGGCGCAGGACCGCUCCCACCGUUUGAGGAAUCCAAACCGGAAAACAAGCCACCCACUCAGAACCGACCCAUCUUUACUUACACCAACCCUUUCGAAGCGUUGAAUGCUUCACGCUCUCAAACCCCCAAGUCGGGCACCGCCGUCCCUAUCUUCCAUAACCCUGAUGUUGCUCAACCAAGCGUAGAGAGUGGGGACGACCAACUUUGGGAAGGAGCUUCGCGCGUGGCUACGGCUGAGCAAGCCGCCAGGAGAAAGAUCCAGACACCCAGGCUACCUUCCACAAGCAAACACAGCACAGUCUCAUGCGAAGCUUCGGUCUCGGCACCGGAUCCGGAAAAGGAUGUCGGAGAAGAAGUUCCUCCUGCCGACGACGGGUUGGUGUCUAGCUCAUCACAGUCGGGUCCAACAGUACCUAAAGAAAUGACCAAGGAUGAACCCGUUGUUGAUUCCGACGAUGGAACCAAACAUGAUCAAAAUCAAAAUGGCGGACAGGCCACGGAUCAUCAAGCCGAGGGCGGAGAUGAAUGGGAAGACGCUGAAGAUUCUCCAAAUAAAGGAUUUCCCCAGCGAACCGUGCCUGUGUACAAUUUCCCGAUCAAGCCCUUUGUGUCAAUUACACUUCAACUUGGUGCUAGCUCGGGAAUCGUUAUUCGGGACGAUGGAGUUAUGGAGAUUUCGCGCCUGAAGAAAGACUUUGAUCAGUUGGAUCGUUCCUUGGCAGCAGCAACUUCAAAGUACAUCACCUAUGCCCUUGUCAAGAACGGUGGUAUGCGUAUCAUCAGACAGGACGACGGCAGCGACCGACAGGUGUUCAAAAAUUCCCAUGAUCGUAUCUUUAAUGUUGCUGUGUGUACGAACUCCACAACGGGCGGUCCUUCGGAUGAUCAGGCUGUUCUUGGAACCGGGGUGAGUGGCGCCGUGUACUAUGCAACCAUUUCCAAGAACGGCAAAGAUUUGUUUGAGAAGAACGGACUUGAGUCUGAAAGUCUGAUUUUCCCUCCUUAUCCUCCAGCCGACGAGAACACGGCCGGAGGCGUUUUAAAGACGCGGGCCAAACGAAGUUCGCGCCAUCCGGAAUUCUUCGCCAUUGGAAGAGGGAAGUCGAUUCAUCUCGUCUGGCCUGCCGCGGCUAUCUCUCCGCGAUAUGGCAUCACCGAUUUUAAUCGGCGAGUUGACGUUGACAAGCUUUUCCAAGAACGAGCUCUGCAAAUUUACACCGGGAAGGCAGGCAAAGACUUCACGUUCAGCGAGGAUGAUAGUGUCAUAGUAUCUCUGGACAAGACCGGAAGACUAAGAUUCUGGGAUAUUCGAAAGUUGACCGAGGAACCCAAUGCCACUGCCGCACGUGUGGCCAGUAUGACUGUCGAUAUGCCACUAUUGUCACUUUCCACGGCAUCGCCCGCCGAAAAGUCAUGGCCGACUUCCGUUCUUUUCGUUGAUAAGGCCCGGCCGUACGUCAAAGGAGGAGCUUUGCGAUAUGUUCUCGUCGGAUUACGACAAAAUCAUACCCUCCAGCUGUGGGACAUUGCCUUAGGAAAGGCCGUUCAGGAACUCAAUUUUCCCCACGAGAACGAAACCGAUGGAAUCUGCAGUGUCAGCUAUCAUGCCAAUAGCGGUAUUAUUGUGGUCGGCCAUCCCACCCGAAACUCACUAUUUUUUAUUCAUCUCUCGGCCCCACGAUACAGCCUCAGUUCAUCUUUGUCCCAAGCGGUAUACGUUCAACGCAUUUCUAUGAAGGACCCUGAGCUCCCCAAACCAGAAUCUACCGCUUGUAUGAGCGGCAUACGUGAGAUCUCUUUCGCCGAGAAAGGUCAGUUGAGAAGUGUUGAACUACUGCCCAUCCAUCGGCCGGCGGAAGCACAGAAGGCAGUCGACGAAAAGACGCCGCUAUUCGAGCUUUAUGUCGUUCAUUCGAAAGGAGUCACUUGUUUGAACAUUACCAAAGAAGACCUUGGAUGGAAUGCAGAGAGCAAAGUUGUCCAUGGCAUUGAUGCUGCCAAAGAAGGUCUCGUAAACUUGAAAGAAUUAAGACUUGGGAGUGUGAUUGAGGAGGGUCCUCGUGGCAAAAGUCCGGCGGAGGAGGUGCACCAAUCCAGCAAAGCUUCCAAGAAGAAGACGGGAAAGAAGCUUUCGUCUGUUGCGGACCGUGAUGGGGCCGUCCCAAGUGAAACUCAAGACGUUCACAAGCCGGCGCACCCUCUCAGCAGUGGUGCCCCUGAACUACAGAGCCAUACGACCAAUGGUGAAUCGGCAUUGACCAAAGAAAACAAGAAAAGCAAGAAGAAAGCGGCACAGCACGCGGAGAUGCCUGCGUCAUCAAUAUCUACGCCACGGACAGCGUCGCCAACCAAAGCUGUGCCGCCAUCGAAAGACAUCCCGCCGGGUGCAGAGUUGACCCCCUUUGAUGACAAUGCCCCCCAACCUGGCGGGGCUCAUCCUUCGACGGCUUCGGCUAUCGAGAUGGACAACAAAUCUGAUGCAGUCACAGUGGGAAUCUCCGGUGACUGGUUGGAUAGAGAGCUGAAGAAGGUGGAACGUGCCGUGUCAACCGAAUUUCGCAAGGAACUCAAUGUUUUGUACCAGAACAUCCAGAAUGAUCGUAUGGUGCAAGACUCCUCAUCUGUUGCACGUCAGGAAGCACUUCUUCGGCUGGUGUCUACCACCCUGACCAAUAAUGUGGAAAAGGCUCUAUCCCGCAUACUCGCUGCACAGAUGCAUCAAUCCAUGGUCCCGGCGCUCACGGGAGUCACUGUCCAAGCCGUGAGUAGCCAAGUAGGCGAAGCCGUGGCGAAAUCUCUCCAUUCGCUUGUUCCCCACGAACUUGGCGUUCAAUUGCCCGUAGCAAUCAAUUCAGCUCUGCAAAGCCCCCAGAUGAGCCGGACUAUAGCGGAGACCAUAUCUCAAAGGAUAUCCAAACAGACCGAAAGCCAACUCGCCGACCUUUUGCUGAAGCAAGUCGUCCCAGCUUUCAAGACUCUCGCAUUUUCGACUGCGGAGAAGGCAGCGUCCGAAGUAGAAGUUCGACUCCGAAAUGAGAUCCGCCAGUUGGAAAGUGACCGACGCCACGAUAUGAAUCGACUGGAAAAGCUUGGUCAAGUUCUCCAAGCUACCGCAGAGACUCUGCAGCAGAUGUCCGAUACUCAGGUAGCCUUCCAAGGCCAGAUUCUGAAGGAUCGCCGCCAGCUAGCUCUUCUUGGGGAGAAUAGCUCACCAGGCGCGUCACGACAAGUAUCCACGGCUCGAAUGACACCCUCUCCUCGGCCAAUUCCUCAGCGAACAAAGACGAAGGAGGAAUCAGAACUGGAAGAGAUAGCUCAACUAAUGAAUGAGGGCCGCUACGAAGAAGGUUCAAUCAAAUGGUUGCAAUCCAGCCAACCUGUGGAGCUUUUCGACCAACUUUUCAUCCACUUCACUCCCGAAUAUCUGGCCACGGAUGUGUCGCCUCUCAUUGCUUUCUCGAUUGCCAUCACGAUUGGCAAUUCUCUAACAACCAAUACCCUUCAAAGACUGGAAUGGAUUUCUGCUGCCUUCAAUGCUGUCGAUUCUUCUGACCCAGAAAUAGCGGACCUCGCACAGCAUGCUCCAGCACUGCUGAGCUCCCUUAUUCAGAAACUUGAGAGUCUUUACAUGACAAUGGCAGAACGCGAUCCAAGAGAUCCUGCCUUGCACAUCAUGCCAGCGGUUUCAAAGAAGGCGAAGGAUAUGAGGGCGUCGUUGCAGGACUCUGUGGGAUACGGUCGGUCUGCCCCGACUCUCUAG
Molecule: messenger RNA, 4449 nt
Organism: Rhinocladiella mackenziei CBS 650.93
Lineage: Eukaryota; Fungi; Ascomycota; Eurotiomycetes; Chaetothyriales; Herpotrichiellaceae
Exons: 2
Coding region: 1-4449 (1482 amino acids)
Biological process (GO): deadenylation-independent decapping of nuclear-transcribed mRNA
Cellular component (GO): P-body
Molecular function (GO): protein binding
Source: RefSeq, a predicted model, not a curated record